AUGCCCACUGUCUUCCACCCCAGUAACUUCACAUCCGAAGCUGCGACCACUGUCCUCACCAGCGCCCUCCACUCCGUCCCCGCAUCCCGCAUCCCAUUUCAGCUCGUUCUCCCCAUCCUCGUCGGCGCCAUCGUCGGCGUAUAUCUCAGUGGCGUCACCAAUGUCGUCCCAGUAUCCUCCCUCGUGGAUCGUGGCAUUCCCAGGACAUCAUGGUGCCACCUCUCCCUGUUAUACCCCCUCGUCUCGCUUCAAAGUAUCGUCAUCCACGCACUCGCCGCCACACGCCACCUCGCCACCGAAGCGCUCUGCGUCCUCGUCCUCUUCGUCUGUGAUCUCGCCUCCGUGUUGCUGAAACAGGAAGAUGAGAUCGCAAAUUGGGGCAUGCUCGCGCUGCGCGGUGGAGACCUCGUCGUCCGCGACGCUGCAGCUACCGUUCGUCUCGUCGCCGAAGCACUCUCGGACGCUGUCCUUGGUGCACCUCCAGACGCGUCCGCCAGUGGCGCAGAACUGCCCAAUGCCGUGACCCCAAAGCCAAACGUCAUCGAGGAUCUAUUCCGUCCCAUAGACACAAGGGACAUCGUCUUUAAGGCGUCUCCGUCUGUCCCGUCUCGCCGCUUGACGUCCUCGACCAAAACCGACCAUGCCGCACAGCUUCGACGCAUGUCCCGGGCUGCGUUUAAUUGCGCCGUGCGCCAUCUUGAUGACCCGUACGAGGGCUCCUUCAACGUACGGUAUCCGGAGAAGGAUUUCGACUCGGCGUACCUCAGUGAUGCACAGACGUCGUCUACCUCCGACGACGAGGAAAAUGUCUCAGUAUCAGGGAUCGCUCACGCAGUCCAGUCCGCACCAUGGGAAAAACCGUCCUCUGCCAUCCUCUCUCCGGCCGCAUCGACAAAGGAGGUCGUCGCUGCACGUUCCGCGCUUCCCGUCCCCGAGAAGCCCGCACUUCAGGCGCCCGCCCAAUCACCCGUGCUCGCUGGUGCUCCUCCGGCCGCGGUUUCAUCAUCUGGUCUCGCCAACUUCUCAAUCUCCCCAUCGAACCAGCAGAAAUUCAAUGUUCCCAGUGCUUCGUCAUUCGCUCUUUCCCGCCCUAUCAAGAGCGCCUCCAAAGACAAGCCCCCUGUUCCGCCAUCAAUGGAGAUGCUCGUUGACGACACCUGGGAUUCUUCUGGCUGGUUCCAUGGUUUCUUCUCCUGCACGGGAUAUAUUUCCAGCGGCACUGAUAUCACCUCCGUUGUUGAGAUCGACGUUGAUGUCGUCAAUUCCGACGGCAAACUCGAACUCGGAGAGGACAUCGACCCGGACAUAUUCAUGAAGUCUCCGUGCUCCCACCUCUUCUGCCGUUCAUGCCCUCGAUCUCUCUAUCAAUCUCUCUCUGAAGCCGAGUUUUAUGGAUGCUACGGAUCAUGGUUAGCGUCUCAGCACGUUGAACCGGAAGCCGCUGCGUACCUGGCCUUGCAUCCGCUUCGGUCCCCCGAGCAACACACGAAUACCCCUGGACCUGCAUCGACGUUCCGCGAGAAGUCCUCGUUGUCUGCCAUUGAUGCGCCGUCGCCGAACGCCAAUGCAAUUGCUGCUCCCCCCUCACCGUUAGACCCUUGCUCGAUCCCGCUCCCCGAGUCCCCCGUUGCAUCGUCACCCCUGCUUCCCUCCGUAUCGUCACUUCGGCCCGAACCAUCCCCGACCCCGACCCCGCCUCUCGUGCCCCAGUGCUCAAACACACAGGACCACGCGCUGACCGGCUCAAUGGGUUCAGACGCCACAUCGGAGUCGUCAGAUACCGCGUUAUCCCCUGCAUCUCCUUCACUGCAGCUCGCCGCGUCCAUCCCUCUGCCACCUUCUCCUGUUCCAUCAACAUCUUCGCUCCACGAGUCGCCGAGAGAGACGGAACCUGCACGCUCCGCUUCACCUUCGGCUCAGGGAUCCACCACGGCAAUUGCUCUCUUGUCGCUCGCUCCGGGGCAUGACAUGGAAGAUAUGUGCGCGUCUUCGUCCAGCACGCCAACAAGGGCGCCAUCCGUCGGGCUCGCAUCCGCAUCAGCUCCAGAGACGCUCUCUUCCGUCAUUCCCUCCACUGUCACCGGCGUGGCCCAAGGAACGUUCGCUCCGGAUGAGCCAGACAUGAGCUUCGACUUCACCCCCUUCUUCUCGGACGACGUCCAAGUGACACCGCAGGAUGGAGGUUUGGCUGAGUUGGAAUACUUGGAUCGACUGCUGUCUGGGCUUGCACGCACUCCGAACGGCACGACCGGAGCACUCGAGACGUUCGCAUCGACGGCGCCGGAGACGGUCCCGUUCGAUGCGCCCUUGGUCCGUAACACAGUCGGCAGUGCGUUGUGCGACCGGACGGGGGAGCACUACUACACACCAGCAGCACCUCCAAUGGACGGAGCAUCCGCGCUUCCUCAGUACGCACCCGCAUCUUCUAACACCAUGGGUCUGGAAGCGUUCGCCUCGGUCGCCCCUGCCAUGAACGACGGCAGCGAGCGCGCUUGGGAUGAAGACACACACUCGGCGUAUCAACAGGGACUUGACGAGUACUACGUGCAAUCCCAUCCACAGGUGACGGAAGCAUGGGUACAUGAGCUCGACGUACUGAUGGGCCAGUUGGAAUCUCUCGCGGGGCUAGGGAGAGUGGAACCAACGGAGGCGCUCCCGUGA
Messenger RNA from Epithele typhae, 2661 nucleotides. RefSeq lists its product as uncharacterized. The record is from RefSeq and is a predicted model, not a curated record. The coding region runs from base 1 to 2661 and encodes 886 amino acids. Lineage: Eukaryota; Fungi; Basidiomycota; Agaricomycetes; Polyporales; Epitheliaceae. The transcript has 4 exons.